Lynx canadensis (Canada lynx) is the source of this 1938-nucleotide messenger RNA. It is a transcript of the gene FOXN1, whose product is annotated as forkhead box N1. NCBI's taxonomy places the organism in Eukaryota, Metazoa, Chordata, Mammalia, Carnivora, Felidae. The record is from RefSeq and is a predicted model, not a curated record. Gene Ontology annotation, molecular function: transcription cis-regulatory region binding; DNA-binding transcription factor activity, RNA polymerase II-specific. Gene Ontology annotation, biological process: regulation of transcription by RNA polymerase II.
AUGGUGUCGCUACUCCCGCCGCAGUCUGACGCCACGCUGCCCGGCCCCGCCAGACUGGAGGGCGAGCCCCAGGGGGACCUCAUGCAGGCGCCGGCUCCAGGCUCUCCUGCCCCACAGAACAAGCUUGCCGGCUUCAGCUGCUCAUCAUUUGUGCCCGACGGCCCCCCAGAGAGGGCAUCCUCACUGCCCCCACAGAGUCCCAGUGUCGCGUCACCUGGCCCUGAGCAAGUCCACUGCCCAGCCGGCCCUGGCCCGGGCCCCUUCCGGCUCUCACCCUCAGACAAGUUCCCCAGCUUCGGCUUUGAGGAGGGCCCAGCAAGCAGCCCUGGGCGCUUCCUCAAGGGCGGCCAUGGGCCUUUCCACCCAUACAAGCGGCAUUUCCAUGAAGACGUCUUCCCUGAGGCCCAGACCGCCCUGGCCCUCGAUGGACACUCCUUUAAGACCCCGGGGGCACUGGAGACCUUCGAGGAGAUCCCCGUGGAUGUGGGGGAGGCUGAGGCCUUCCUGCCUGGCUUCUCGGCAGAGGCCUGGUGCAACGGACUCCCCUACCCCAGCCAGGAGCACAGCCCCCAAGUCCUGGGAUCGGAAGUCAAGGUCAAGCCCUCAGCUUUGGAGACUGGUCCUGGGAUGUACUGUUACCAGCCCCCCUUGCAGCACAUGUACUGUCCCUCCCAGCCCCCCUUCCACCAGUACUCACCAGGUGGCGGCAGCUACCCCAUACCAUACCUGGGCUCCUCACACUAUCCAUACCAGCGGAUCGCACCCCAGGCCAGCACCGAUGGGCACCAGCCUCUCUUCCCAAAACCCAUCUACUCCUACAGCAUCCUCAUCUUCAUGGCCCUUAAGAACAGUAAAACUGGGAGCCUUCCUGUCAGCGAGAUCUACAAUUUCAUGACGGAGCACUUUCCUUACUUCAAGACGGCGCCCGACGGCUGGAAGAAUUCUGUUCGCCACAACCUGUCUCUCAACAAGUGCUUUGAGAAGGUGGAGAACAAAUCAGGAAGUUCCUCUCGCAAGGGCUGUCUGUGGGCCCUCAAUCCGGCCAAAAUCGACAAGAUGCAGGAAGAGCUACAGAAGUGGAAGAGGAAAGACCCUAUUGCUGUCCGCAAGAGCAUGGCCAAGCCAGAAGAGCUGGACAGCCUCAUUGGAGAGAAGAGGGAGAAGCUGGGCCCCCCACUGCUGGGCUGCCCACCCCCCGGGCUGGCAGGCUCAGGCCCCAUCCGGCCCCUGGCACCUCCAGUUGGGCUCUCCCAGCCACUGCAUUCAAUCCACCCAGCCCCAGGCCCCAUUCCUGGCAAGAACCCCCUGCAGGACCUACUUGGAGGACACGUGCCCUCCUGCUACGGGCAGACAUAUUCGCACCUCUCACCGGGCCUGGCCCCUCCUGGACCUCCGCAGCCAUUGUUCCCACAGCCAGAUGGGCACCUUGAGCUGCGGGCCCAGCCAGGCACCCCCCAGGACUCGCCUCUGCCUGCCAACACCCCGCCCAGUCACAGCGCCAAGCUGCUGGCUGAGCCUUCCCCGGCCAGGACCAUGCAUGACACCCUGCUGCCAGACGGAGACCUUGGCACUGACCUGGAUGCCAUCAACCCCUCUCUCACCGACUUUGACUUCCAGGGAAACCUGUGGGAACAGCUGAAGGAUGACAGCUUGGCCCUUGAUCCCUUGGUACUGGUGACCUCGUCCCCGACAUCAUCUUCAAUGCCACCACCUCUGCCACCACCCCAUUGCUUCCCACCUGGGCCCUGUCUGGCAGAGACAGGCAGUGGGAGUGGCGACGUGGCACCACCAGGCGGUGGAGGCUCCGGGGCUUUGGGUGACCUGCACCUCACCACCCUCUACUCGGCCUUCAUGGAGCUGGAGCCCACACCCCCCACGGCCCCCGCUGGCCCCUCUGUGUACCUCAGCCCCAGCUCCAAGCCCAUGGCCCUCGCGUGA